CGGGAGGAGGGACAGCGGGGGGCGGGGCCGGCGCGGCGAGGGGCGGGGUCAGCGCCGAGGCCGCGGGGGCAGCGACGGCGCCGGGCAGCGGGAGCAGCGGCCGCGCCAUGUGGCUGCUGGGGCCGCUGUGCCUGCUGCUGAGCAGCGCCGCGGAGAGCCAGCUGCUCCCCGGGAACAACUUCACCAACGAGUGCAACAUUCCAGGCAACUUCAUGUGCAGCAAUGGGCGGUGCAUCCCCGGCGCCUGGCAGUGCGAUGGGCUGCCCGACUGCUUCGACAAGAGUGACGAGAAGGAGUGCCCCAAGGCUAAAUCGAAAUGUGGCCCGACCUUCUUCCCCUGUGCCAGCGGCAUCCACUGCAUCAUUGGCCGCUUCCGGUGUAACGGGUUUGAGGAUUGUCCCGACGGCAGCGACGAAGAGAACUGCACAGCAAACCCUUUGCUGUGCUCCACUGCCCGCUACCACUGCAAGAACGGCCUCUGCAUUGACAAGAGCUUCAUUUGCGAUGGGCAAAAUAACUGUCAAGACAACAGCGACGAGGAAAGCUGUGAAAGUUCUCAAGAACCAGGCAGCGGGCAGGUGUUCGUGACCUCGGAGAACCAGCUCGUGUACUAUCCCAGCAUCACCUAUGCCAUCAUCGGCAGCUCCGUCAUCUUUGUGCUGGUCGUGGCCCUGCUGGCUCUGGUCCUGCACCACCAGCGGAAGCGCAACAACCUCAUGACGCUGCCAGUACACCGGCUCCAGCACCCCGUGCUGCUCUCCCGCCUGGUGGUCCUGGACCACCCUCACCGCUGCAACGUCACCUACAACGUCAACAAUGGCAUCCAGUACGUGGCCAGCCAAGCCGAGCAGAACGCGUCUGACGUGGGCUCCCCGCCCUCCUACUCAGAGGCCCUGCUGGACCAAAGACCCGCAUGGUACGACCUCCCUCCACCGCCCUACUCUUCAGACACCGAGUCUCUGAACCAAGCCGACCUGCCCCCUUACCGCUCCCGGUCUGGCAGCGCCAACAGCACCAGUUCCCAGGCAGCCAGCAGCCUCCUAAGUAUGGAAGACACGGGCCACAGGCCGGGGCAGCCUGGCCCACAGGAAGGCACCACGGAGCCUAGGUACUCUGCACCCAGCCGGGGCGCCGAAGAAGUAUAAAAUCCAGCUCUUCCAAAGUCCACAUGGGCUCAUCUGCUCUGACUUGUUACCAUCCUAACAACUUGCGCUCAUGGGAAGCUCCUCGGGAGGCCUCAAGGAGUGAUGCGGGGUGUCAGCUCUCUCUCCGUUCACCUCCUUCCCCAGAUUUCAGGGAUGUUCUCUGGAGGGCGACCUGGCACUGUUCUGGCCUCUCAGUUGCCCUGAUGUAUGUGCAUCUUUUCUGGGCAGUUACUCUUCCUUCGGGGCCCAGGAUCACAGCCUCACUCUGCACAUCAUUCUGUUACUGCUGGAACCUUGCUGAGCAGGUGGCCGGAGAGUGCGGUACUUAGGUGGCCCUUGAGAAAGCAGUGUUUGUGCCGUGUGGGGUGUUCAGAAGGGCAGGGGACACUGGACCAGAUUCUCUGUGGGCUGCUUCCUUAGAGCUCCAUUUGGAGAUUUGGGUCGGAUGGUCCUACCAGGAGGCUGUCAUUGGACGGCCACUCUGGAGAGAAUCCAGGGGAGCGUCAGAACCCGCCUUGCACUAGGCCGUUCAUUGCUCUGGGUCGGGGCCAAAGAACCCUGUUGCCGUGAGUCACGCCCUUCAGAAGUCAACAGUGUCAUCCUGGUUUUCUGAAGGACUCUGAAACCAUCAGGUCUGGAUAGAGUCUGGAUUUAAAACUUUGUCCGAGAAUCCUCGUUUUGAGAGCUUUCUCCAGGAUCAUAUAUCGUCAGCCUCAUUCCAGAGCAGGCAGGGCGCCCCACCAUGAGUUUAUCUGAGUUCUCAGCUCCUAAAGUACAGGCUGCCAAGAUCCUGGGUCUGCUGUGGUCCACAGUCCUUUCCCUGGCUUCUGGAUCGUCUCCCUCCCAGCUGUGACCUGCCCGUAAAACAAGGGAUGAGUACCAAACCUGAGUUGCCCAGAAAUCUGGCCCUUUGUCCCUGUAAGCCGCACCCAGCCUGCCUUGCCCAUUCAUGCAGCUUCAGCACUCGCCCCCUAAGUCCCCCUGACACUCAGCAGUCAUUUUACCUGUGCAUUUGGACUGGAGAACACUGUAGGUUCUAACUCAACGUGAGAACCUAAUUCAGUACCUCCCCCGAGAGAGCCUGGAUUCCUGAGCUGCACUCACCCCCCUUCCCAAGGCCCAGAUUCCUGCGCUGCAGGUUAGGGUUAGGGCUGGAAUCGGAGCGAGGCUCGGGCCUCUCCGAGCAUCCCAUAGUUUCUCCUCUGAGAGACAUGGAUGAUAGUUUGGAGUCAAGAUUUGCCAUUCGGACUUUUUUUUUUUUUUUAAUCUCUUAGAAAUGCAUUUGAAACAGUGUGUUUGUUUUUUCCCUUCUAGUUAAGGGACUAUUUAUAUGUGUAUAGGAAAGCUGUCUUUUGUUUGUUUGUUUUUCCAUUAAAGAGGUCCAAGCAGAGAUGCAAAAGGAGAUGAUGGUUCCUUUGUCCCACUGAGCACGCUAGUAACAAGUCCCCCCAGACUGACCUGUGUGCCAGGCGUCUGUGCAUUGUUGCACUUUGAGUUAUUAUUUAUCGAGUUCUUGAAGGACGCAGAAAGAGGGACGCCUUUCUCCCUCGGCUCAUAGGCUCUGUGUUUAUGGUAGCUUUCCUCUUUCUCUGUGCCCAGCCAGCCACAGUGCCAACCCCCUCAGGAAGUCAUGGGUGGAAACGUAGGUGUUAUUCGUCAAGAAUCCACACUAAUGACUGUGGGGGAACAAAACUGGAACCAAGUGGAGCCACUCCGGGCAGCUGUCACCCAUGCAGAGCUGCUUUCCACGUGGUCAGUAACCUCUUUGAUGCUUAUUCAAACGGAGCCUGCAGGAGGGGGGAUGAAGUGGCAUUCAAUGAUCCUAUUCUGUAGGCUUUUUUUUUUUUAAACCAAAUUCAAAGUGUGUUACAGGAAAGCUAGCCACUUGGUGACUUUUUUUUUUAAGUUAAGAAAAGGAACAUAGUUGCCUACAUCUUUCAUUUUUAAAAUAACGUGAGUUAUUUUCUGAGUAAUCCAGUGAAGAAAGAACUUUUGGUGGCAGCCGAAGUAUGUGAGGAACUCUAGCUGAAUAUUUCAUCUCCUGUGAGCCAGAGUGGCUUCUUUUCUCCCUCUGGUGGCCCCUGCUGCUUUCUGGUGCUCUGGAAGUUGUUUAGAGGAAAGGAUUCUGAUUUUAAUUAAUCAUGUGAUGAAUUAGUCUCACGCGCUUUUCAGCUUCCAGGCAUCUUAGGAAAGACAGAUGGCCUUAGUAGCAUAAGGAGAGCCUAUUAAUGUUGUUUUUUAAAACAAACACAGGGAUGUUUUUAUUAUAGAUUUGAUUUUUUUAAAUGGCUGUUUUUAAAAAGAUAUAAAUAGGACACCAAAGCUGCAGGGUUUUUUUGUUUUGUUUUUUUCCCCCUACUCAAAAUAGCAAAUAGGUGGCCAGCAUUAUUUUUUAAUUCAUUCCAACGAGGAUGUUUUUUUAUACAUGGCCUAAAUCUAUGCCGAUCAGAAAACCAUCCCUGCUCUCUUUUCGCAAAUGAGAUCAGCGAGUCCUUUUUAUUUUAGCAUUAAAAUCGUUCAGCUAUGAUCAUUAUCACCUGCCCUCAACUCCUUCUACUUUGAAAUUGACAUUUUAAAAAAAUGCAAGCAAGUGGUAAAUAAAUCGUGUGUGACAUUCAAAGUUGAUGUAAACUGGAAAGGUUGUGCGUGGUUGCUUUUGGUUUUUGAUUAGGUUUUUUUUUUAAUUUUAUACUUUCAAAUAAACUUGCAGUUUCAUUCUUUC
Messenger RNA from Aethalodelphis obliquidens (Pacific white-sided dolphin), 3867 nucleotides. It is a transcript of the gene LDLRAD3, whose product is annotated as low density lipoprotein receptor class A domain containing 3. Gene Ontology annotation, cellular component: plasma membrane. The transcript has 6 exons. Gene Ontology annotation, biological process: receptor-mediated endocytosis. The record is from RefSeq and is a predicted model, not a curated record. Bases 108 to 1145 code for a protein of 345 amino acids. Gene Ontology annotation, molecular function: protein binding. NCBI's taxonomy places the organism in Eukaryota, Metazoa, Chordata, Mammalia, Artiodactyla, Delphinidae.